UAGACUGAUUCCACAAAAGCUAACUCACUUCUUCGCUAGCUUCCCGGACUCGUAUGAGUUCCCCGCUCUCCCCGAUUGGCUUCUCCGACGGCCUAUGGGGAGUGUAUGGUGCGUGCCCAAGUCGCCACAACUGCAACAUCGGCACGGCAGUGCGAGAAAUACUGGCCGACGUAACCGCAUCGAACCUGAAUCAAAUACCCAGUUUCUUCCGCGAAACCGAUCCAGCAGCAAAAAACGAACUGAUAAAGUAGCCGAUUUAACCUACAAAAAUACGUGGUCGUCUUUCUUAAAGACCUCGAAAUCAGACCAAGUCACGUUCUUCCCCAUCAAAGCUCCGCCAUCCAUGGUUGAACCAGUCAACGGAAGGCCAAGCGUUCGUUUCAAUCAGCGCCGGAGCUGGGAUGAUACAGCCGUGCUCGAUCGCCCGCUUUCUACCGAGAACCGACACCGUAAGCCCCUGAGUUCCAGUCCUGUCCGUCGCCGUCCGUCUUCCAUGCGGACUGACUCUAGAAAAUAUUCCAAACUUGAAUCAAAAGCGUUGAGAGAAGCUUGGCUCAAUGAAAAUGUCUUCCCACAAUUUGCAGGCAGCAUUUACUCGGCUAGUAGCGCAGCUCUAAUGGCUUCAAGCGCGGAAGAACCACCAGCAGCCGUGCGCCAUUGUAAGAACUCGGCGUAUACCUUGCGGGAAUAUCUUCGACCAUGCCCUGCCAUCCCUCCGUACAGGCCGGAAAGACGAAAAGUCGACUCUGUGGAGGCAAACGUCUCGUCUGGAACCACGGAUAGUUUUUUCACACCUGGCUCGAUGGAGAUGAGUGGGACGUCUACUUUGGCCACGACUUCGGGUUCAGUAAACGUCAAUGCUACUUCGUCGCCCACAAGUUCCUUUGAUUCAAUGCAAGCCCGCUAUUCAACGCGACCGACCGUACACUCACCUCCGAUUCGGUAUCAGAGCUCUCGUUUUCAGGACGAUAGUUUGGAAACCGCUGAAACGAGCCAAUCAGUGGAAGUACAGGUUUCAUCAACUUUGACUACUCGCAGCAGCAGCACUUCUAUGCAGCCCCACAUGUCCAGCGACAGUUCCAUGGGUUAUCCGCCACUUUUCGCCAACAACAAUGCAGCCUCAACAAUGGCGCGUGACGUCCUUAUCAGGGAAAGAGCCAUCUCGUCUGCUAAUAGUCGCAAGUCUUGCCUGAAAGAAGCCAAUACUAGGAAAUCUCGUUCAACCACGUUCAAAGACCCCUCCCGGUUGGAAUGGACAAAACGUUAUCUAUACACGCUUGCCCCCACAACCAACCGAAACAGUUAUCGCCACGAUCGGAGUUCAUCCAUGUCACGCGUCUCCUCAUCCGAUAUGCGCGAUUUCCAAGUUUACACCGUCCAGCAGCGGCCGUGGCAGUCCAAUCCGGAUCUGAGGAUGCAGAAGUGGAAACCUAAUGCUCUUACGAAAACCAACCUUGGAUUUAACUCUUCCUCCGCCGACGAUUCCCUUGAUGUCCUAGAUUUGCUGAAACAAAAAAAGCAAUUUUUGAAACAAUUGCUCGGAGAGAAGAAGGACGAUGAAGAUUCAUACAGAUCAUUGAAACGUGAAGCACGUUCGCUGGCCUUGUUACAAAGCGCGACUUUACCCCGUUGUCUGUCUGCCGGUCGCAGUCGUAGCUCAGAGAAUUCUGGUCAAUAUUCGACUGGCUACGGCUCAGACGAUCUGGCGAAAUGGAAAGCGAACAGUUGUAACAGCGGUCGCAGCAUCAAAAAAAUAAUACCUGAUUAUAAAAAAUCACAUGAAAUGCUGGCCCGUGAGCUUGAUUUUAGGAAGAAACAAAAUCUGACCACAACAGCUCGACCAUUUAUCUUCUCUACCGACAAUCUCGUGCCGACAGAAAAAUUUUCCUUGGGGUCCGAAGCAGCUCAUUGUAACGAGAAGCGUUCGUCGUUUUCCGCUCGUCAAACGCCUCGCAAUAAACUAGCGCCAUCUUCGGCUAGAUUACGUUCACCUGAUAAACAACAAAGAUCCUGCGUAAAGUUUGAUGCCCUCCAGUCCUUCAAUUCACCUUUGCAACCUGCAAGUGGCGAAAAUAAGGCUUCGGUUCUUCGGCGAAGAUUAACAAAGAAAAAAUGUGAAGAACAGCUAGCGAAUAGCUGGCAACAACAAGAGCGAGAACGUGAGCGGAGAUCUCGUUUGCGUGCCAUUCGUCUUGAUCCUGCUUGGACAAAUGUCCGUGGAGGUGAUCAGGCGCUGGAAGACAUAGCACACAGGCGCUGCUAUAAAGAGGUGGUGGAACGCGAGAGACUUUUACAGUACUACAUGGAUAAAGAAGAGAUGCUGAAUCGAGUAUGGCAGAUGCCUCCUUUGUUUGAGAGACAAGCAAUGGAUAAGAAAGAGAUUCAUCCAAGUGGACUUCAAGUGUAUCCUGAUAGAACAUCUGCCACAACAUCAAACAUGUCGUUCAACCCCACAAGCAACAGAUCUUCGAGUGGGGUUAGGAAAAAGACCACGUUCCGAAAUAGUCCGAAAACCGAAGAAAGUUUGGACUGUUAUAUGGCCAGUGAAUCACUUCAGCUUUCUCGGCCAAGUACAGCAAAGAGUAGCAGCGAUAGGUUUAAAGCACAGCCACGCUUAUAAGAGAAAUUAAGCUUUUUUUUUAUGGGAUCCUUAAGUAUCGCUUAACAGCCUUUAUAUACGUAGCCAACUGGAACCCUUUGGUUGCAGUGGAUAUUUCACUAAAGCACAUUAUUGACAUUUUGCUACUCCAUUUUGU
Molecule: messenger RNA, 2756 nt
Organism: Daphnia carinata
Lineage: Eukaryota; Metazoa; Arthropoda; Branchiopoda; Diplostraca; Daphniidae
Exons: 6
Coding region: 95-2620 (841 amino acids)
Source: RefSeq, a predicted model, not a curated record